Oncorhynchus gorbuscha (pink salmon) is the source of this 1493-nucleotide messenger RNA. Its product is annotated as polyadenylate-binding protein-interacting protein 2B-like. The transcript is spliced from 4 exons. Gene Ontology annotation, cellular component: cytoplasm. The record is from RefSeq and is a predicted model, not a curated record. Gene Ontology annotation, molecular function: mRNA regulatory element binding translation repressor activity. NCBI's taxonomy places the organism in Eukaryota, Metazoa, Chordata, Actinopteri, Salmoniformes, Salmonidae. Bases 153 to 557 code for a protein of 134 amino acids. Gene Ontology annotation, biological process: negative regulation of translational initiation.
GGGAACUUAACGACGAAACGGAAGUCCCCCGUGAGCGUCUUGAUGGAAUGUAGUGAGUUGGCUAGCUUGAUAGCAAAUUAGCUGUAAAGUCGACGAAUUGUCCUGUCAAACAUUGAAGAUAUAUCGAGUGGUCUUUAAAUAUUUAUCCAACGAUGCCAGAGCCUGCGGAGAUGAACAGUCCUGAGAUGGCGAAAACACCAGGUGGCAGCAGUGCCCCUGGGAAAGAGAACGUGGCCAAUGGGCACAAGGAGGGAGAGGUGGGCAACAACAACAACCCCUUCGCUGACUACAUGUGGAUGGAGAACGAGGAGGAUUACAACAGACAGGUGGAGGAGGAGCUUCUGGAACAGGAGUUCUUAGAACGCUGUUUCCAGGAAAUGCUGGAAGAGGAGGAUCAGGAUUGGUUCAUCCCCGCCAGAGACCUCGCCCCUGGGGUGGGGCAGAUUCAGCAACAGCUCAACGGGCUAUCUGUCUCCAAUGGCAACGCAGAUGAACUCGCGCGCAAGAGCAGCUUGAACCCAGAGGCGAAGGAGUUUGUUCCGGGAAUGAAAUACUAGGGUCCUCCUGCCAGUAGGGGGAACCCUCAUAAAGACUCUUUGUGACUGCUGGCUUCCCAGCAGACACCCUUGCACUUGCCUGCUUUUGGGCUGUGUGGGGUACAUGGGGUGGGGUUGGAGGGUGGGCUGGGGUAUACUCUUCAAUAAGCUUUUGGUCGCAUUCCUCUGCUCAGACGUUGCAUGCAUCAACCUAUGGUUACGUGCCAAGUCAUCUACUGUGCCGUCGGGCACCAGAUUGCUAUGACAUGUGGUUAGGGUUAUAAAUAAAAUACCUAUUAAAUAAAAUACCUAUUCAGGAGUUGUAAGAUCUGGAAUGUGUCAGCACCGUCUGAGUAGGGGAACGCAGCCUUUUAUUUCCGUUUUGUUCCUAUGUGGUUAACUAGGCAGGGGGCAGUGAUGGGAGAAGGGUGGGCAGGGGCCAUAUCAGUAUAAAAUAAUCCUAUUGGACAGAAUGGGAGGGGCCAUCAGUAUAAGAUGUUCUUAUUGGACAGACUGCAGAACUGGAGGUCAGAUCUGCGUAGAAAGUUUGGUGUUUUAUUUUUGUUCUUUCUCCUCAAUCUCAAGUGCAGCCGUGUGAGUCUGUCGUCGUGGUGAUCGUGGCUGGAGAUUUCUCUCCCCUGAUCAUUGUUGCAGUUUCCUUUUUUUGUCUUCUCUUUUCUGGAUGUUUUUCUUUUCCUCGGAGGCUGGUUUUAGGGUAGGUAGUGUGUAGGGCAAAGUAGGCUUGGCGAAAGAUGGACAGACUGCAGUGUACAGAAGGAUUGGAUGGGAUUUGGCUGCGGGGUGUAGCUGACCUGCGAGGGAUUUCCAUGGCAACAAUUUCGUUUUUUCGUUUGGUUGAUAUGUAAAAACUUGAGUUGAAAUCCUGUCACAGUGUGCGACUUGCAUUAACAAACGAGGACAAAGUAUGAUGGAAUAAAGAUCAGGUACCCUCUGGGA